CCCGCCUGCGUCCCGUGCUUCCUGGGUGCCGCAGUGGAGUUGAGGCUUCCAGCUCAGGGCGGUGGGUUCGCCAGCGCGCGCUGGUUACGAGCGGGAGAUGUUGGAGAGUUUGCGUGAGCGACUCCUGAGCGUCCAGCAGGAUUUGACCUCCGGGCUGAAGAUCUUCAGUGACAAAUCAAGAGAAGCUAAAAUAAGUAAACAGAGGACUGCACAGAGUUUACCAAAAUUUUCUGCUGGUUUAGUUUUGCUGAGUAGGUAUGAAGAUUCUUGGGCAGCACUUCACAAAGGAGCAAAAGAGUGUGCAAAAGCUGGAGAGCUGGUAGAUAGUGAAGUUGUGAUGCUUUCUGCCCACUGGGAGAAAAAGAGAAGUAGUCUUUUGGACCUUCAAGACCAGCUCCAACAAAUUCCAGUAUUUCUGGCAGGCUUGGAAUCUACAACAGCUAGCCUGAUCCAGUUGGAAGCACAUUUUAAAGAAAUGGAGCAUCAUUUAUUAUAUCUUGAGGAUCUUUGUGGACAGUGUGAAUUGCAAAGAUACAAGCAUAUGCAAGUAUUACAGCUUGAAAAUUACAAGAAGACAAAACGGAAAGAACUUGAAAUCUUCAAAGCUGAACUUGAUGUAGAGCAUGUUCAGAAGGUGCUGGAUAUGGAGCAUACCCAGGAAAUGAAGCUAAAGGAGCGGCAGAAAUUCUUUGAAGAAGCUUUCCAGCAGGACAUGGAACAAUACCUCACCACAGGCUAUCUGCAGAUAGCUGAAAGACGGGAGCCAAUAGGGAGCAUGUCUUCUAUGGAAGUGAAUGUGGACACGUUGGAACAAAUGGACCUUGUGGAUAUGUCUGAUCAAGAAGCCUUAGAUGUCUUCCUUAAUUCAGGAGUAGAGGACAGUACUUUAUUAUCUGCUACAAUAGGGUCAGACUCCAGCACCCAUCAAAAUGAAAUCAGUGUUCAGGUUCCCAUUGAGUCAGAGCUGGGCAAGAAGUUCUCUUCAGAAGCACCCUGGACAGACUCUGCUAGCCAAGAUGCCGGUGAAGGAGAAUCACCUGUGAUCCAAUCAGACGAGGAAGAUGUGCAAGUGGACACUGCUCUUGUGAAUACAGAAAUGAAGAGCCCUUCUGAUAUUAGCGAUGAAAGUGAUUAACAAACAGAUUCAGUCUUAUCACAGCGCUCUAUAGGAAUUAAGUCUGGAGUGAAUGAGGAAAGAAAUGAUUGGCAGAGCUUGUGUGUUGUUUUAUCUUCAGAGAGAUAACUGUAUGCAGUCAUGUAAAAUACCUGUUUUUAUAUUAAAAACAUUCUGAAAGCACAUCCAUUAAGCAAUAAACUCUUGCCUUUGGAACAAGA
This is a messenger RNA of Python bivittatus (Burmese python), 1335 nucleotides long. RefSeq names its product dystrobrevin binding protein 1 (gene DTNBP1). The record is from RefSeq and is a predicted model, not a curated record. Gene Ontology annotation, cellular component: plasma membrane; BLOC-1 complex; synaptic vesicle membrane. Gene Ontology annotation, biological process: anterograde synaptic vesicle transport; negative regulation of protein kinase activity; regulation of synaptic vesicle exocytosis. Lineage: Eukaryota; Metazoa; Chordata; Lepidosauria; Squamata; Pythonidae.